AUGCUGCUCUUCUGCCCAGGCUGUGGGAACGGGCUGGUUGUGGAGGAGGGUCAGCGCGGCCACCGCUUCGCCUGCAACACCUACUCCUGCACGCACAACAUCACCCACAAGGUAGUAAGUCGGAAGUACCCAAAACUGAAAGAAGUGGAUGAUGUGCUUGGUGGAGCAGGUGCCUGGGAGAAGGCUGACUCUGCUGCAGAGCUGUGUCCCAAGUGUGAGCAUCCUUGUGCCUCGUUCAUGCAGCUCCAGACCUGCUCUGCAGAUGAGCCCUUGACCACCUUCUACAAGUGCUGCAAUGCCCAGUGUGGACACCGCUGGAGGGACUAGGGCCAGGAUGGCCCAGCUGCACCAGCAUCUACUC
Messenger RNA from Phacochoerus africanus (Common warthog), 361 nucleotides. Its product is annotated as DNA-directed RNA polymerase III subunit RPC10-like. The record is from RefSeq and is a predicted model, not a curated record. Gene Ontology annotation, cellular component: RNA polymerase III complex. Lineage: Eukaryota; Metazoa; Chordata; Mammalia; Artiodactyla; Suidae. The transcript has a single exon. The coding region runs from base 1 to 327 and encodes 108 amino acids. Gene Ontology annotation, biological process: DNA-templated transcription; termination of RNA polymerase III transcription. Gene Ontology annotation, molecular function: nucleic acid binding; DNA-directed RNA polymerase activity; zinc ion binding.